AUGAGACGAAUGCUUAUUCCUCUUGACGAGCCGUUGGAUGGCUUUACUGAAACAUUCUUGCCAACCGCUCGCGAGGCAACUCAAGCCGAGCAGAUCCACUUUACACUGAUUCUACUCAACGGUCGACUUUAUGUUGUCUACAGUGUGUUCGGACAGGACGGAGUCUAUGAGAUAUCUGGGAGCGGUUCUUCGGGACGCCUCACUGACGGUCUAUGGCAUCGUGUGGUUCUCGGAGUGGACAGGCGUACAGGCCGAGUAAUCAUCUACCUUGACAGCCACGAACCUCUGGUAAGAUGA
This is a messenger RNA of Protopolystoma xenopodis, 297 nucleotides long. Lineage: Eukaryota; Metazoa; Platyhelminthes; Monogenea; Polystomatidea; Polystomatidae. The record is from the annotation of a GenBank genome assembly.